CUCAAAGUUUUGUUUUUUUUUCGCUUGGAUUUUCUCAAACUUGACCAGAUAUCACCGUCCUAAUCGAGCGAUCAAUUCGUCAAAUAUAAACGGUAUUUUCCUUGAUGUCACAUUUGUCAUUUCAUCUGGUCGGAUUAAUUGGUAUUUAUUACAGACGCCCUGGUAAUUAUAUGGUUGAGUUCAUUCUAUAGUUUGGUUCCACCAUGGAUAUCAGCUUCGUAUUUCGGUGAGGUUUCACCUCCAGCAGACCCGCAUCAAUACUUCAAUCACAUUAACAUGUAUUUUGGUAUGACGCACCAGUGAUGCAUCGCGCUUUAUUUCUUAUAAAGUAAACAGUUUCCGUUGAAACAAAAAAAUUUUUUUGUAUCCCUUUAAUUUGAAAUUAUAGCUUUUUUUUUUUUUUAAAUUGCUCUUUUUUUUUAAAAGGGCGCUCUUUUAAAAAAUGGCACCUUUUCUAAGUGACCCUUUUUAACGAUACUAUUUUUUCUGCAUGUUCUACACAUCCAUUUAAGAUUAUAUUUAGCGUUGAAAAUAUAUUUUACCACAUUUUUUGGAUAACAACUCCCCUCGGAAUCAAGCUGAUCGUUUCAUUCAAGACCCACUUUGGUGAUCAACAAUAGUUUUAUUUUUUUAAAAAGAUAGCCACGACCUGAUCCCAGGCGAUGGUUCCUGUUGGCCUCUGGUCUGACGUGAGCGUGUCAAGCACUGAGAUGCAGUCAGUGAACUACUAGCUAACGAGGAAACAAUUUUAAGUCCGAUAACAUGUUGCCCUGUAGUUGGAUACCUGGCAUGGUCUCUGCUCUCUCCCUUGUGAUAGUGAUUCACGUUUGCCGUUCAGUGGUGGGCAAGGACUUUGUCAUCCAACCACGUGGUUCCUACGACUACAUUGUCGGUGAGUUGUUUAAGUCUAAUUCAUUGUUCUGUUUCCUUUGCUAAUUAAAUUAACGAUGGGGUGUGAUAGCUACUAUAUCGAAAGCCCCAUCAAGACCGUUAUAAUCAUUAAAUUUGCUGGUGACAUCGCCAUCGUCGGCUUAAUAUAGGAAGGGGAAAGCUUUUACCGCAAUCUGAUAAAAAGCUUAAUCAGUUAGUGCGAUGAAAAUUUUCCUCAGUUAAAUGUCUCAAAAACGAAAGAAAUUGUUGUCGCUUUCUGGAAAUAGCCCGAUUGAAGGGUUCACAAUACAUAAUCACAGCAUAGAGCAAGCAGAGUCAUAUGAGGAGCUAGAAGUCACAGUAUAGAGCAAGUAGUGACAUAUAAGUACCUAGAUGUCACAGUAUAGUGCAAGUAGUGACAUAUUAGUACCUAGUUGUACUACCGAUCCCAACUUAAUAUAUUCUUCAAAACAAAAAAAAAAAACAAUAAUUUUUUGGGUAAUGUUGAAAGGGGGAAGAAAAAAACAAGAGGUUGGGCGGGGAAAAAAGGGGGGGGGGGGGGAGAAUGAACACAUUGUCGUUAUUGAAUCCAAAAUAUGAAAUGGUAGCUUUACAAAGAGUUUGCAUCCCUGUAAUAAAAAUGUGUGGUUCAAGAACUUUAAUCAAGUGAGUACGAAUCACUGUAUCAUGUAACAUAUCGUUGUAAUAUUUCCUAAGACUUCAUCAACGUUUCAUGAAUCGACGACUUCCCAGCUACGAUCACCGACUCCCUGUUUGGGGCAUGAUUGCGGCAAAUUCAGAUCUAAAUCAUACAAUUGUAGCUGGGAUCUGACUAUAUGCAAUAUUUUAAUCUUAUACAACUGAUUAGGGUUCAUCAAACUUUCGGUAAUAUUUUUGCCUUACAAGAAUGACUUAGUACAUUCAGCGUCCCAAACAAGCUAUAGGUCUACCAUAAUAUAAGUUACCAUUAUAUAAGUCUACCGUUGUAAAAGACACAUUUUAAGAUUAUUAUUUUUUUGUUUGGCCUGUUGCGUCUUAGUGAAUAUCGCUCUGUGUGCCAAGUCUGACACACGUACCGUAGGUUGCUGGCCCCUGUGUGUUUUUAUAUAAUAUCAAGCAGGUUUGUGACAUCAUCCGUGUUCUAAUUCAAGAUAUUUGUGCAAUAUAACUAAAACGCCCGGUAUUUCUUAACAUUAUGAUCUAAUCCGCAUAUGGACAUGAAAUACAACAUACGUGUAUAAUGAUCAAAUACCAUUCUCUGUUAUGAACAGUUGGUGGAGGCACGGCCGGCUCCGUCAUCGCCAGCCGUCUGUCAGAAGACAGUGACGUCACGGUUCUGCUCCUGGAACAAGGGGGUGACGACCGUGGCAUCCCCGCCAUCACGGUGCCGGCGCUCUUCCAGCAGACGUGGACCUGCCCAAAUCUCAUGAGGUUCUAUUUCAGUGGUGAGUUUCUACGGAGCGCGUCAUCGCUGGCGUCAUCGCUGGCGUCAUCGCUGGCGUCAUCGCUGGCGUCAUCGCUGGCGUCAUUGCGGGUGACGAUUUUUCAAUGGAAAUGUUUGUUUGUUUGUUUUUUUGUUUGUUUUUUUUUCGAUUUUUAAAUUCGUCCUUUUCAGACUUCAGAUAAAAAUAUGUAACAAGAAAGAAAGAGAACAUCAAUAGUGUGUGAUAUUUUGUUUUUAAAUCCACUAAUUUUGCUUAUCAAAUGAAAAACAUUUCAAACAUGAAAUUAUACAUAUCAUCAUACAUGAUAUCAUGCAUGAAAUUAUACCUUACUCAAAUUAUGACGGUAGUCGUCAAAUUAUUUUGCACACUACGCAAAAUUUUUUUGUCUUGAUUUUAUAUAAUUUAUUCUGUUAAUGUUCCAUGGACACAGUGACGGGCUUCAGUGUGUUCUGCACUGAUUCCGUUUCUAACAACUUACGGCUUUAACUAUAAUACCGUAUUACCUUAUUUAAAAAUGUUAAGCACGUUAAAUUACAUUAUUUUUGCCGAUGCACCAAUUGUUAAUGAGAUUAAAAAUAAAGGAAAGUUAAUGAAUCAACCUAAUCGGUAGUUGUUUACCCAUACCGUUAUCAACAUCGGCCUUUUCAAAAUAAUCUACUUGUUGUUCCACUUCUUUAAACCUAGUGCCUAAGCCCGAUGCGUACAAGCACAUGCAGGGCGGUCAAGCUCAGUGGCCGAGGGGAACCGUCCUGGGCGGCUGCAGCAGCAUCAACAACAUGGCGUACCUCCGCGGGGCGAGAGAGGACUACGAGCGGUGGGCCCGCCACACCGGGGACGCCGGCUGGGACUACCAGCACGUGCUGUCGUAUUUUAAGAAGAUGGAGAAGGUCACGAACCCGGAGCUGAAGAGCUCCGUUUACCGCGGGACGGACGGGCCGGUGAGCGUGACGAGAGCGUCCACAGUGUACGAGCUGACGGACACGAUCCUUGACGCAUUCCUGGAGCUCGGGUAUAAAUACAACGAGGACUUCAACGGCGAGACGAUGGAGGGCGUCUCCAGGUCGCAGUCCAACACCGACCGCGGUGUGAGGUCCAGCACGGCCAGGGCGUACCUCCACCCGGCGCUGGGGCGUCCGAAUCUGGACGUCGCCAUCAACGCGACGGUUCAGAAAAUCAUCAUCGAGGACAAGAGAGCCGUGGGCGUUCAGCUCAGCAAAGGGGCGCAAUCGAUGAUCGUCAGCGCCAACAGGGAGGUCAUUCUCUCCGCCGGGACCUUCGGGUCAGCACAGCUUCUGAUGCUGUCGGGAAUCGGACCGAAAGAGCAUCUGAAAGAGCUAAACAUCUCACUGGUCGCCGACCUUCCCGUUGGUGAAAACCUCCAGGACCAUCUGAUAUUCGACCUCGCCGUGUCCAUCAACGCAUCGACCGAUCUGCCCAAUGAUGUGCUGACGUCCUACUGGGCGGUCACCGAGUAUAAUGAGCUAAAGAAAGGGCCGCUCACUCUGACUGACUCUGGUGUCGCCUUUCACACGAGCACGACGGACGAGGCGAGGCGCUUGGACUGGCCGGAUGUUAAAAUCUUGUUCGCCUUGACACCGCCGACGGCUGCCAACAUGUUAGUGGUACGUUGACAUACGCCAGUGGCUUUAGUUGAAAUAUAUUUAAGAGGCAAAGUAAAAUAUGCCAGUGAUAAGAUAAAUGUUGAAGGCAAAGCUACGAAAUGAAUGUGAUAGUUAGCAACGGAUUAAGGCCAGAGGUACGUAACAACAAGGCAGUGGUAAGUUAUAACAAGGCAUUGGUAAGUUACAACGAGGCAGUGGUAAGUUACAACGAGGCAGUGGUAAGUUACAACAAGGCAGUGGUAAUUUACGAGGCAGUGGUAAGUUACAAAGAGGCAAUGGUAAGUUACAACGAGUGGUAAGUUACAACGAGGCAGUGGUAAGUUACAACAAGGCAGUGGUAAUUUACAACGAGGCAGUGGUAAGUUACAAGGAGGCAGUGGUAAAUAACAAAAAGUCGGUGGUAAUUUACAACGAGGCAGUGGUAAGUUACAAGGAGGCAGUGGUAAGUUACAACGAGGCGUUGGUAAGUUACAACGAGGCAAUGGUAGGUUAUGAAUUGCCAAUGUUAAUUCACAACAAAACUGCGAAUGGCUCCGCCUUCAAAUGUUUUUUCUCAGGAAUUUCAGAUGAAAUAUUGAAAUUACUCAUUGUUUGUUGUUGUGUAGCGUAACUUGUGUAGUGUUUAUGUUGUAGCUUUUAUUGUGAUCGUUUAUGCUGUACGGUUUAUUGUCAAUUGUUUAUAGUUUACUGCCUAGUAGUUUUUAUUGGGCUGUGUUUACUGCCUAGUCGUGUUUAUUGGGCUGUGUUUACUGCCUAGUAGUAUUUAUUGGGCUGUGUUUACUGUCCGUAAUUGGCUGGGUAGUGUUUACUGUUUAUUGUUUAUUGGCUGGUUUAUAAAAUGUUUAUCGUUUCCUUCCAGCACCAUUACAGCCCUGACCUGGUUGACGAGCUUUCACCGCGCUACAACGUCACACACGGGUUCGCCCUAUGGCCCCUGCUCACCAGACCGGAAAGCCGGGGCACCCUGAGACUACGAAGCAAAGACCCCCGCGACGACCCCAUAAUCGACCCCAACUACUACGCCCGACAGGAGGACGUCGACCUCAUGGUCCGUGGGGUGGACAUCUGCCGAAAGGUCCUCAAGACCAAAGCGAUGGCCGCCGUCGACGCUAAACUUGUCGACACGGUUCACCUGAACAUUUGCGCGGAGCACGAGUUCGACUCCAAGGAGUUCUGGGCGUGCGCCAUCAGAGCGAGACCCAGGACCUUACAUCACGUGGCCGGGACCUGUAAAAUGGGUUCGCCGAAUGAUCCCACAGCCGUCGUCGAUCCCCAGCUCAGGGUGUUGGGGGUCGAGGGACUCCGGGUCGCUGAUGCCUCAAUCAUGCCCUUCGUCGCAUCGGCGAACAUUCAUGCUCCCACCAUCAUGAUUGGGGAGAAGGCGGCUGACUUAAUCAAAGGGAAGCAGCUUCCACAGACCGUUAUUUAUAGCAACGCUCAAUCCACUCGCCCACUUAUAGAUACGAUUGUGGUUAUAAUACUAUGCAGUAUCAAGUUGGAGGUCUUUUAGAGCCACUGUAGACAAGGGGUGGUGAAGCUUCUCGUGCUGGAAACGUGUUGUUUAGUUCCAAAUUCGCUGAGCUGAUUGUUUUAUAUAACAUCAAACUUUGGUUAAAGAUGACUUUUCAUAAUUUAGUUUAGUCGCUGCAUUUGAUACAUUUUUCAACACCUUUGCCAUUAAUUCAACUAUUUUAAAACGAUCAAUGAAUUCGAAUCUGAGUUAGAACCGAAUGAAAUAACAUGGAUGCAGGGCUGGCUCAAGGCGGCUACGAUGCGUGAUCAUCACACAGGCGCCAAGGUGCCCAAAAACGCCAAAGGCGGCAAAAUUUGUUUAAAAAAAACAAAAAACUAUUUCUGAACUUUUCCCAUAAUUUUCCAGAGGGCGACAAUUGCCCUAAUUUCACCCAACCUAACAAUGUCUAGCGCCAGCCCUGAAAUCCCUGAAAUGGUUGUCUUGUUGGUGAGACAUUUCCGAAACAUGACUGACUAUAAGCGAAACUGAGAGUGUUCAUGAAAGAAAUUAGAAUUCUCAGAAGUAAUUAAGCAUUCCGGUACGAUUAUCGAACAUCUCUUUGAAAAAUUCAUGUUUAUAACCUACAUAUUGUCGCUGGAUAAUGUCACCAGUAGUGCAAUUAUAAGAUGAGAGCAUUUGUUUAAUGUCACUUCGAAAUUUAGUGGACUGUAUCAAACCCUUGCUGGCGGGUGCAGCUAAUUAUAAUACAUGGCCGACGUAUGAAUUAUAGGCCCCAGGAUUGUCAUCGACGAUCUAACUUAAACUGUCCAGGAAUUAAGUACAUUUAAAAAUGUGUACAAAACUAGUCAGAGAUAGAUGGACGCUCAAUUCAAUCAUCAAAAAAAAAAACGACUGUCAACAAUAUGCUAAAACUCCUGAUGGGCAAUACAAUUUAUGCUCUAAACCUUACCCACCAUUUCAAAAAGUUAUCGUUUAUGCAUACUUGGUGUAAGGUGAUCCUUUAGCUCAACUUAAAUUUCACUAUCCUAACGUAAGUCUUACUAUGGCCAAACACAAGCCCGCUUUCAUUUGUAUGUAAUGAAAGAGACAGCACUUAAGAAAUUUCAUUUGCACGUACCUGAAAAUGUAUGUACAUUAUUAUGUAAAUGAAUGAAAAUAAU
Lymnaea stagnalis (great pond snail) is the source of this 6571-nucleotide messenger RNA. NCBI's taxonomy places the organism in Eukaryota, Metazoa, Mollusca, Gastropoda, Lymnaeidae. The record is from the annotation of a GenBank genome assembly.